AUGAAGUUAUCGGACAGCCCGGUUCCGGAAGUGUUGACAACGCAUCUUUGGGUGCUGGUUUGUCUCUCAGCAGUGCUUUGUCUGUGCAUUAAAAACAAGUUUCACCAUGGCCUUCACAAGUAUCCUGGACCUUUUCUUGCGUCGUUUACAGACUGGUGGAGAUUCUGGGAUGUCUACCGGCGAAGGCCAGAGGUGACCCAUUUGAGGUUGCAUAGGAAGCAUGGUGAUGUUGUCCGACUAGGACCCAACUACUUAUCCUUCGCCAACCCAGACGCCUUGAAGGCAAUCUAUGGCCUAAAUAAAGGGUUCAUCAAAUCCGACUUCUACCGGGUACAACAACCCAUCGCACAAGGCCAUCCCCAGCCAUCACUUUUCAGCACCACAGAUAACACCUUCCACGCUCAAUUCAGAAGAUGUGUCAACUCCGCAUUCUCAAUGACCGCCCUUGUACAGUACGAACCUGCUGUCGAUAACACGACAAGGCUGUUUCUAGAUCAAACAGAGAAACUAUUCGCAGCCAGAGAUGUGCCUUGUGAUUUCACAGAGUGGUUACAGUUUUACGCGUUCGAUGUAAUAGGAGAGAUUACAUACGGCAAACGACAUGGUUUCGUGGCCCAGAAUGAGGAUGUUGAUGGCAUCGUCGAAUAUCUAGGCAAGCUGUUCUUGUACGUCGCUCCGGUCGGCCAAAUCCCUUUUUUGGACAAGUUACUUCUUAAGAAUCCUAUUUAUCUCUUUCUCUCCAAUCUCAAGAUUAUUGACUCAACGUUUCCUGUUGCUCGGUUUGCAGUAGCUCGAAUGAGGGAGCGCCUUGACGGUACCAGCUCGCAACUUUCGUCGCCAAAGCCAGUAGCAGGAACCCAACGCAUGGACCUUCUGUCCAAAUUCAUUGCCGCGAAGGAAGCCCGACCAGAGUUCAUGACAGACAGGCUUGUUCAAACGAUGGCAGUCAGCAUGGCUUUUGCCGGUAGUGAAACCACAGCAAUUACCCUUUCGGCAGUGUUUUACUACCUCCUUCGCAAUCCUUCGGCGCUGCAGCGACUCAGAGAUGAGCUCGAUGAGUUCACCAGGCGUGGGGUCUUUUUAGAUACCACGACAGGUCUGGUGACAUGGGCGGAGGCGCAGCAGCUCACAUACCUCGAUGCUUGUAUCAAGGAAGCGUUCAGGAUGCAUCCAGCUCCUGGGCUGCCCAUGGAGCGCAUCGUUCCAGAACCUGGUGUUGAAAUCGCUGGGCAUUACGUCAAGGGCGGGACCAUCGUCGGAUGUUCUGCAUGGGUCAUCCACCGCCGCCCCGAGAUCUUCGGCGAGGAUGUAGAUGUCUAUCGCCCGGAGAGGUGGUUGGUGGAGGAAGGAUUGGAGGAUGAGGAGAGGGCCAGAAUGGAGGAGAAGAUCAAGAAGAUGAAUGCAAACAUGGUACAGUUCGGUAUGGGAAGUCGAACAUGCAUUGGCAAGAAUAUCAGUUUGCUCGAGGUGUACAAGCUUGUUCCAAGCCUGCUUCGCAGGUUUGACAUACGCUUUGAGGAUCCCAAAGAUGAGUGGCAUCUGACUAACGCUUGGUUCGUCAAACAAAGCAAUUUCUUUGUCAGGUUUUCGAGCAGGAUAGAUAAGAUGUAG
Messenger RNA from Clonostachys rhizophaga, 1611 nucleotides. The record is from the annotation of a GenBank genome assembly. NCBI's taxonomy places the organism in Eukaryota, Fungi, Ascomycota, Sordariomycetes, Hypocreales, Bionectriaceae.